Molecule: messenger RNA, 5793 nt
Organism: Leucoraja erinaceus (little skate)
Lineage: Eukaryota; Metazoa; Chordata; Chondrichthyes; Rajiformes; Rajidae
Product: probable G-protein coupled receptor 34
Exons: 2
Coding region: 1319-2341 (340 amino acids)
Biological process (GO): G protein-coupled receptor signaling pathway
Cellular component (GO): membrane
Molecular function (GO): G protein-coupled purinergic nucleotide receptor activity
Source: RefSeq, a predicted model, not a curated record
CCACCCACCGUUCUGUAAAAUCAAGGCCAAUCCCAAUGUAACUGCAAUCCCACAGGUAACCUUUCACCACUGGGCUUAUCCAGAAUUCUACCAAUGCCUGAAAAAUAAUCAAAGGCUCAACUACCACUGAGAAAGAAUUCCAAAGAUUCAUUGUUGUACGAGAAUUUCCCUGAACAGUCUGUGACCCCUAGCGCUGUAGCCAUAGCGCUAUGUGUAAAGCCCAUAGUGCUAUGUUUAAAGCCCAUAGCGCUCCAGCUGAUAACGCUAUUUUUAGAACCCAUAGCGCUAUAGCCGACAGCUCUUCGUUUAAAUUCCCACGCAUUAAACUGACAGCGCUCUGUUUAAACCUGGAGCAGGGCAGGCAGCGACUCUGGAGAGAAGGAAUGGGUGACAUUUCUGGUCGAGAGCCUUCUUCAGACAGAACUGAACUCCGUAUUUAAAAUCCGUAUUUAACAACACAAAAUCAUACAUCCAUAUUCUAAUCUCAUUUCCACACAAAAUACGGAAAAUCCCUACUACUUGGCAGCUCUGCAUUUUUUUUUUUUUUUUUUAGAAUAGAAUAGUUUCUUUAUUGUCAUUGUAACAUGAACCAUGUACAACAAAAUUCAAAAAUGUCAGCCAGUCAGUGCACCAUUCAAACAUUUCUAAAAGCUAACGAUGUUGUUUGAGAGAAUUUUCUAUGUGCAAAAUUGGUUGCCAAAUUUCCUACAUUUCAUCAAAAUUGCCUUUUAAGUCUGAAGCAUUUGCCAUCACAUGGCAAUAAAAAUAUAUUUUGAAGAGCUGGGCACUUCUGACUAACAUAGCCCAGCAGUCAAUACCUCUGAAGCCUGCUAUCUGGCCAUCACACUGUUGUUUGAGAGAACUUUUUAUGUGCAAAAUUGGUUGCCAAAUUUCCUACAUUUCAUCAAAAUUGCCUUUUAAGUCUGAAGCAUUUUAGGAGCUCAUAAAAUGCAAUAUAAAUUAAAUCAUUCUUGUCUACCUCUGUACUAACUUUCAACUAAAUACUUUAAAAUGUUAACACGCAGAAAACUUUAUCCUGAAUCGGUUUUAACAUACCACAUCCGGAGGAUGCAGAUGUAAAUUAAGCAUCAGCACAUUUACCCAAGAAAGGAAAUCCACAAACAUUACAACUUGAAGUGAAAGAGGAAUAGAUGUCAAUUAGGUUUAUCGUUUGGGCAUGAAGCUAAAUUCAGAGAUCAAUAUUAAAAGGACUGAUACCUUUGCAACCAUGUGACAACAUUUUAUUUGCACACUCUCUCAAGAAUAUCUCUGAAGAUUUUCUAAAUACAAAGAUUCAACCAAGUCACCCACUGAAAAUAUGGAAAUUACCCAUCUGCCAAUGAGCUACUGGCUAUCAGAAAAUGGAAGUAAAUUACUAAAAGGAAGGACAGAAGCCAAUGCAACUGAUGACCAUAACUGCAUCAUAGAUGAGGACUUUCUAAUGGUUCUUCUACCAAUAAUAUACUCCUUCAUUUUUUUAACAGGAUUGAUAAGCAAUAUUUUUGCAUUGUUAAUAUUUUUUUUCCUGAAAACCAAGAAAAACUCCAUUCAUGUCUAUCUGAUCAAUAUGGCUUUUGCAGACCUCCUCUUAAUUAUCUGCCUGCCUUUCAGAAUAGCACAUCAUGCAAAUCACAACCAAUGGAAGCUAGGAGCAUUGUUCUGCAAUAUCAUAGGCACUUUAUUUUACAUGAACAUGUACGUUAGCAUCACACUUUUGGGAUUAAUUAGUCUGGAUCGGUACUUAAAAAUAAUAAAGCCAUUGCAGCACUAUAAGUUACAAGAAGUCACCAGAAGCAGUAUGAUUUGCGGCACUCUCUGGUGUGUCUCCAUUCUGGCUUCGAUAAUAAUGAUUUUUAUGAACAAAUCAACUGAAGAACUGACUACCAAAUGCUUCCAUUAUAGAUCAAUAAAUACCGUAACAGCAAUUAUGAGUAUUCUCCUCGUCUUAGUUUUUUGGAUUGUAUUCUUUCUCCUCAUCUGGUCAUAUGCAAAGAUUGCAAAAAGGCUUUCCAAACUCAGUAAAGAAAAGCCUGGAUUCUCUAACAAGAAAAUGUUAAACAACGUUGUAACGAAAACAUUCAUUAUUCCCUUCAUUUUCACCAUAUGUUUUGCCCCAUUUCACAUCUUCCGUUUAUUUUAUGUUGCAUCUCAGCUCCGGAAAACAGAUUGUAACUGGAAAAACGUGGUAAAUAAAACCAAUGAAAUAACGCUUCUGUUUUCAGCUUUCAACAGUUGCCUGGAUCCAAUUAUGUAUUUUCUGCUUUCCAAAACUGUUAGAAGAACUGUAUUGAGCAUAAUUAGUGGAAAAUUUCAGAAAGAGUUAAGAAGUGAAACAUCAUAAAAGCUGUGAGGUUCCUUCAUCCUUGAUUCUCAUGGAGUAGCUUAAAAUAAGAGUGAUAUUUGUUAGUUGUAUUUAACCAAGAGCACAAGCAAAAGUGGUACGGAUUUUUGAAGCUAUUUGCAUAGUUCAGACUGAAAUACAUUUUUUAAAUUCCAAUACCAGCAAGUUGAAAGUGUGACUUUUUCAAGCAAGCUCUGUAAUACUAUAUCCUGAUUUCCUCUCUGAAAGAAGUUGGUGCUACGUAAGCAAGUUUGGAAUAUCAAAAAUGCCAGAGAGCACAGUAAUGGGUAAACUAUUCAUAACGGGAAGACCAUUCACAGCUUCGUCCAUAAUAAAGUGUCCUUGCCAGGAUUGGGACAACAUUUAAGCCAAGGAUGAUGUGGCAAGAAAUAUUCAUACCGUGUCACUUCAGGAGAACAAUCAUCUCAAACAAGAAAAAAAAAUCUAACCACCUCUGAAUGACAGUCAACAGUAUCAUCAUUAUUCUCAACUUUAAACCCAUUAUACCUCUCCAAGCUACUCAGGGGGAUAUUUACUAACCAGAAAUAUAAUUGAUCAACUAUAUAAAAUAUACUGGUUACAAGAUCAGACCAGUGGCCUGGUAUUUUGUGGUGAGUAACUCACCCAACUUCUCAUACAUGUUCACACCUACAAAUCGGAAAUGGAAUCAAGAUUAAUCAAUUUCCUCUUGCAAGGAUGAUUGCUAUAAAUGUCAGGAGCCAUCUAGGUUAAAUAAAUGUUCCUUAAGGACAUCUAUUCAUCAUAUGUUGUCAACUAUAGGUACACUAGCUGCAAUGUACAUCAUCUACAGAUCCAAUUGUGAAGAUCUCUGCAACAGCACUUUUCAAACCGAUGAGGUCGAAUAUUUACAAGAAUAGAAGGAAAAAGGCAUACAGGAAAUUCUGGUUCUCCUUUAAGUCACAAAUCAUUAUACGAAUUUCAAGAUCUCGAACAUCACAAGAACUGUCUGCAAACCACAUCUUCCACAUCAAAAAUGAGCAAUUUCAAUGAGAGACAAUUAAUGUGUAUAAUUAUUUCAAGGCAAACCCACAUACAGAAUUCUCAAUUUUUUUCAACUCGUGUUUUCCAGCACAUUUGCAGACGAUGCUAAAAAUUGCGAUAUGGCCCAUUUUCUUGGAACGAAACCCCCAUAACGCAAGGAUUGCCAGUAUCGUCUUGCCUGUGCAUUUACACUGAUAGAGAAUCAGAAUGCUGCACAUCCAAUGGCUAUUUUAAUGACAUUAAAAUAUCAAUAGAUGUUACAUUGUUUGAUAAAGUAUUUAAAAAGGAUUAUGAGAAGUGAGGUGCCUUGUCAUUUCCCAAAGUAGAUUUCUUAAGUGGCCUCUCGCAUCAACUGGCAAUUGUGUUUUCAACAGCAAUCUAAGUUUUUUUGGCCUUCCAUCACAGCGAUGUGAUGGAUGUUUAUGUAAAUUAUGUUGUGUCUUGGGUCUAUUUGUUUGUAAUGUAUGGCUGCAGAAACGUCAUUUCGUUUGGACCUCAAGGGGUCCAAAUGACAAAUAAAUUGAAUUGAAUUGAAUUGAUUAUUGUGGGGAGGUUAUAACAGCCAUUUUUAAAAAAUUGAAAGCUAGUUGCCUUUUGAAUUAACUAGCAAUUACACUUAUUCCAUAACUGCUGAAGAUGGUUGCUGUAACUAACAUUUGUGUCUUGAAAAAUGCUUUAAAAAUGUAUAAUUAGCAUAAAGUUAAACUUCCAUAUUUCAAGUCUUCUGAAACGUGGGGAGCCCUUCUAUUUGUGGAAGAAAUAGAUUAACCACACGUUUUGGUCUGCUCUGAAGGACAUAAAUCGCAGAAAGUUAAUAUUUGGGUGCAGCAAGCAAUUCGAAUAGCAGAAAUAUGUCGGUCUUUUUGCAGGCGUGAUAACUAACCAAUUAUAUAGUCCUGAUGAAAAGGCAUCGGAAUACAGUAUACAUGUAUCGUUUUUUUCCUUCCUUCUCCCCCCCCCCCCCCCCUCCAUCUGAAGAAGGGUUUUGGUCCAAAACGUCGCCUAUUUCCUUCGCUCCAUAGAUGCUGCUGCACCCGCUGAGUUUCUCGAGCAUUUUUGUGUACCUACACAUAUAGUCUCCCUGCUUGUAAGACAUACUUGAAAGAGAGAAAAGAAAAGUUCACCAGUUUGAUUCCUGGGUUAGUGGUUUUGUCUUAAGAGGAGAGACUUAGCAGACUAGAUCUUUAUACUUGGGUUUAGAAGAAUGAGGGGGUGAUUUCACUGAAAUAUAAAAUUCUUAACAGACUUAAGAUCUACAAAAAUGUUGUUGUUAGAGGGGUUUACCGUCAACUGACCAUGCUAUCUUUCAAAAGUGUUAUGGCCUGGCAGUGCCUAGCAAAAUAAACAAAACAUAAAUAUUUGCAGCAACCUAUGUUUUUAAGAUCUCCCAAGAGUUUUCCAAUUUUAAUGCCUACAGAUUUGUACCUGUUCUUGUUUCUUGCUUUUAAUUUGUCGAUGUUUUAUUAAUUGUGGCCUAGUUUAGAGAUACAGCGGGGAAACCGGCCCUUCAGCCCACCGUGUCCGCACCAACCACGAUCCCUGUACACCAACACCAUCCUACACACACUAGCGACAAUUUACAUUUAUACCAAGCCAAUUAACCUACAUACCUGUACGUCUUUGGUGUGGGGGAGGAACCGAAGAUCUCAGUGAAAACCCACGCGGUCAGGGGAAGAAUGUAUAAACUCCGUACAGACAGCAUAGUCGGGGUCAAACCCGGGUCUCCAGCGCUGCGAGCGCUGUAAGGCAGCAGCUCGACCGCUGCACCACCGUGGCUUAAUGGGUUGUGUCUUCAUAUCGCACUUUAGUUAGGAUAAUUAUCUAAGCAGAGGCUCCAAUAUAGCAAGGAGACACCAAACCAUCAGCAAUGCUACAAGAUGUUCAACUGCAGCUUGUCUGUGCAAGAUGAAUAUCCUAAAAGUACUAUUUAGAGGAGAAGCAAAGUUCAUUUCUGGCGCCGUGGUCAACGUUCCUCACUCAACAUCACUACACCCGAGUAGCUGGUCAUCACUGUUUGUGGGUGACGGUUGUUUGUAAUUAUGUUAUUAGAUGGCCAUAGAAUCAUGCAGCAUGGAAACAGGCCCUUUGAUCCAAUUUGUCCACACCGACCAAGAUGGUACAUCUACAUUAGUCCAACCUGCCCAGGUUUGGCCCACAUCCCUCCAAACAUUUCCUAUCCAUGUAUCCUGUUAGAUUGAGGAAGAUUUGCUUCCAUUCCGGUUUUAUGGGUUCUAAGAUAACUACAGCUUUGUCCAUAAAUGGGACAGCACCUGACAGGUGGGAUAACUACCUGGCCACCUGACAGGGUGGAUGGGCAGGCAAUUCUGCUGCUUUUGUUUAUCUGUGGCUUUUGUAUUCUUGAUACGUUGAGAGUUCAUCAAUAUCAUUCUCUACUUUGAAAUGUCACAGUCCAGGAAUUUCCCAAGAAUGCAUAGGGAUAUUGCACUUUA